Messenger RNA from Frieseomelitta varia, 694 nucleotides. Its product is annotated as calmodulin-like protein 4. The transcript has 5 exons. Gene Ontology annotation, molecular function: calcium ion binding. NCBI's taxonomy places the organism in Eukaryota, Metazoa, Arthropoda, Insecta, Hymenoptera, Apidae. The record is from RefSeq and is a predicted model, not a curated record. Bases 123 to 572 code for a protein of 149 amino acids. Gene Ontology annotation, cellular component: myosin II complex.
AAUGCGUUAAGUAAGGUUAUGUCGAGUAAUGACAUAACCUAACCUUACCUCAGACUACGCUCUUUGACACGUAAUAAAGUUAGAAUAUAUUGUCGACUGUGUUUUGUAUAAAAUUUUAUACUAUGGCUCGCUAUUUUCGAGAAGAAGAUAUAGAUGAAUUUAGAGAAUGUUUUUAUCUCUUUGCAAGGAAUGGCCAAAUACGCACUCUGGAUGAACUUACAAUCAUUAUGAGAUCAUUGGGAUUAAGCCCGACUAUUGCAGAAUUAAAUAAAUAUUUAAAGGAUAAAGGAGGGAAAAUGUCUUUUGCUGAUUUCUUGGAAGUUAUGCAUUUACAAACCAGAGCUGAGGAUCUGCCGAAGGAAGUGAUAAAUGCUUUCCAAGCUGCAGAUAAAUUUAGAACUGGUACUAUACCUGCUAGACAAUUAGCACACAUGUUGCUCCAUUGGGGUGAGCAAUUAAGUAACAAAGAAGUGGAGCAGAUUUUUAGAGAAGCAAACGUAUCUCCAAAUGGACAAGUGAAAUAUGAAGACUUUGUAAAAAUAGCCUGUGCACCUGUACCUGAUUAUUAUUGAGAGGCCUUUUUACAUCAUUGGAAGUUGUUUCUUGAUAUUUAAGCAUAUUCAAACAUUUGUUAUUUAUAGAAUUUUUAUACAGAGUAUAUCUGAAAUUAAUAAAGAAGCACAUUGUCACAAAA